GUAGAAUUUUAGUAUUAAUAAUUUAAAAAUAAUUAAUUAUUUUAAAUUGUAAACUAGAUUGAAUUGGUAAUAAAUUUACUAAGAAUCCAAUUAAUUAAUACUGCCUACUUAAAUAGAUAGGUAAAUUUUAUAUAAAAUGUUUGUUACAGAAGAUUAAAAGCAUAAUUAAAAUAGUAGAAAGUAAUUAAUGAUUUAAAUAAUAAUUAUUAUUUUUUGAUUUAUCCUAAAAUAAUUUAAAAACUAUCUAAUAUAAAUAAUUUACAAAAGUGAGGCAACACACAAUAUUUGUUAGAAUCAGGGAACAUAAUUCACUAAAUCAGAGAUGCUCUUUUUUAUUUCUUAUUUGUAUUUUUGUUUGUUAUAAAAAUAUAUUAAUAACCUGAAUUAUACUCUAAUAUUAAUUGUAAUAUUAUUUUAGUGAUAUAAAUUUCUAUGUUUUAUUUUUCGUAAUUUAAAUUUUAAAUAUUUUUUUUUUUUUUAAACAUG
Molecule: messenger RNA, 486 nt
Organism: Tetrahymena thermophila SB210
Lineage: Eukaryota; Ciliophora; Oligohymenophorea; Hymenostomatida; Tetrahymenidae
Exons: 4
Source: RefSeq, a predicted model, not a curated record